Molecule: messenger RNA, 7042 nt
Organism: Ornithodoros turicata
Lineage: Eukaryota; Metazoa; Arthropoda; Arachnida; Ixodida; Argasidae
Gene: CCAP-R
Product: cardioacceleratory peptide receptor-like
Exons: 8
Coding region: 1183-2568 (461 amino acids)
Biological process (GO): neuropeptide signaling pathway
Cellular component (GO): plasma membrane
Molecular function (GO): vasopressin receptor activity; neuropeptide receptor activity
Source: RefSeq, a predicted model, not a curated record
GUACUACUUAAUUCGUCACAGGAGAGCCUGAACGUAGUUCAGUUGUAGAAAAAAAGAGGUCCGUUCUGUUCACACUGUCAAACGCAGAGGAUCAAGAAUACAUUGUUUGCUAUCCUCAUUCCGGAGCCAGGCAACAAGAACUGAAGCAUCUCAAGGACAACGUACAGGGAGUUUGGCAACAGUUGCAUUGACAUCACUUUCAUUUUGGCAUGGUGUUCGAGUAGAAGAUUCUCUUCAUAUGCAGAACGUGUGAAUAUCGCAGCCUGCGCAACACUUCUCUGCCGAACAGGAAUCUCGCAUAAAAGUUGCAACUCCAGAAGAAGAAGAAAAAAAAAAUCCCAAGCUUCAUCGGUGCAUUUCAAAGAGAAGAGAUAAUACAUGUCCUUCGAGGACGACCCCAGCUUUCCAAAGCAACUCAUUCAUCUUAAAACUCUUUAAAAAUAACCUUCUUCCACAGAAACGAAGUAGAACAUCAAAUCAGACAUCCGCUCCUCCUCAUUUCACGCCAAGGGGGGAGAACCAAGCGUCAGCAGCAGCCCACGAUUGAUUCGUACAAACACAGAUCCUUCUUUCGAGCCCACCAUCCAUCGCGGCCUUUUCGAAAGGCAUCUCAUCUUCAAAGAUAGAAGAGUAUCCCACGUGAAACAUCACCACCCUGGUUCGAUUUCAGCGUCAUCGAAAUUGCGUCUCUUCAAAAGUGAAGUCGACUGACUUUGUUCGUUUAUUGCAACCGACGCUGUCUCGAAUACGGUGUGUGUGUUUGUGUCUCUGCCAAACUAUCGACUCAGCGUUGUCUAUUCUCCCGUCAGCCGCCACCGGAGUUUCAAACGUAUCAUUCGCUCUCUACUAAUGGAUUUCCAAGUCCAGUGUCCUGCUGAACGAUUUAGACCAAGGCUUUUCGGUGAUAACGACUUUGUCUCCCUGUUUUCGCGCGGAUAUUCAGAAGGCCGGCCAAAUGAGGCCAUUAAAAUAGGCGGUCUUCCGUCGGUGCUUUAGAAAACAACUCCGCGCUCCCGUUGUGCGUAAGGAGGUAUAAACUGUAUCGCGCAACCGUGACUAUUAUCGACUGCUGAUAUCAGGAGCUAUUUUGACACCCCGCUGCACGUCAGACACACCGUGUCGUGAUUCGAUGCAAAUCGUAUUGUUUCAGCGUGCUAUCUGGGCCUUUAUCUGACGGAGGUAAUGGACCGUGAGGCCCCAGCGAUGCGGUUGCCGGAUGACCAGCCGUCUGUGACUGAUAUGGACCUUUCUGGGACGUUCGCUUCCGUGAGUGGUGCGACGGGAGUGAUGUACGACGAUGGAUUCUUAUCAUCUAAUGAGUCUGAUUGGAUAGAUGGCCUCUUGGAUAUUAACUCGACGGGCGAGCCUGAACUCGAGUUCUUCUACUUUUAUCAGGUGGAAACUCUGACGUUCCUAUGGGUCCUGUUUACGAUGAUCGUCGUCGGUAACAGCUCCGUCCUUGUUGCCCUGCUGCUGUCCAAGAACAGAAAAUCACGCAUGAAUUUCUUCAUCAUGCACCUCGCCAUUGCUGAUUUGGCCGUCGGUCUCAUCAGCGUCCUGACGGACAUUAUUUGGAAGACCACUGUCGACUGGUACGGUGGAAACGUCGGCUGUAAAUUUGUCAGGUUUGCUCAAAUUCUAGUUACUUAUUCCUCAACAUAUGUCCUGGUGGCGUUGAGUAUAGAUAGAUACGACGCCAUUACGCAUCCCAUGAACUUCUCAGGAAGCUGGAAACGUGCGCGGUGGCUGGUGGCUACGGCUUGGAUCACCUCAACGGUGAUGUCAGUGCCUGCCAUCUUCCUCAACCACGAGGUUGUGGUGAAGGGUCGUCUCCAGUGUUGGAUCAACCUCACCCCCUGGGAGUGGAAGUUAUACAUGACGCUUGUAGCCAUUUCGCUCUUCUUCAUUCCCACGCUUAUCAUCACUGCCUGCUACAGCAUCAUCGUCUAUACCAUCUGGACCAAGAGCAAGAUCCUAUCCUACCCUAAGCUCUCAAACAAGUCCGUCUCGUCACAAGGGAGCAUUUCCACGAACAGCAAAUCGGGGGACCACGACACUGACACUAAACGGACGAGUUCCAGAGGCAUCAUCCCGAAAGCGAAAAUCAAGACCAUCAAAAUGACUCUCAUCAUCGUAUUUGUGUUCGUGUUGUGCUGGAGCCCGUACUUCAUCUACGACCUCCUUCAGGUGUACGGUUACAUUUCACAGACGCAGACUGCCAUUGCGGUGUCUACUUUUAUCCAAAGCUUGGCUCCGCUCAACAGCGUCGCCAACCCCGUCAUCUACUGCCUCUUCUCCACCAAUCUGUGUCGAAACCUAAGGUCUCUCCGCCUGUGCAACUGGUUGGCAGAGAAACUGUGCAAGUGCUGUGCUGCGCCUGGCUCUUCGUCGUCGCGGCCGUCCUGGCGUGACCACACCACGAGCAGGCCCUCCGAGUACACGACUAUGUCAGAGUCCUUGCACCGCUUUUCUUGUCACAACCGGCUGCCCAUGCGCCAUCAGCGGUGUGGUACAGUGGUCAAGCGGGUGGACGACAUAGGUGUGCGCCAUCAGAACUCCCACGUGUGACACUCUGGUGUGUUGGUCAAGCGAUGUGCAAUGCGAUGUAAAUUACACGACGCUGAUGUGUACAUCACCGAUAUCUCGUCGAGAUAAGCGCGGACAAUUCAAUUACGGAGGCAUGCUCAAAUGUCACUUCGAAGAUAUGCUCUGCUGGACAAAGCCACAGCUCUGGCUCCCAAGUGAAUAUUGCAGGGUGGAACACCUGUCCUUAUAAUUUUGCUAAAUUACCUAAAGAACUUCAUUUAAAUAAAUACCGAGCAUUAAACAUCGGGGUCGCAUUAUUGUACAACUGCGUGCUUGCCCACAUCAACAUUUUAUCGAAAGGCAUCCUGUUCUCAACAAAGCACAGGGUAAUAGUAAGGGUUACCUAUAGCCAGUUUAUUUAUAUGCCUAGUAAUGUUUAUCUGGUAGCAUUUCACGUGUGCAGUUUCCCAAUCGGUCAAUGUAGAAUCUCCUGAGACUUUAUCAAGAGAUAGAAUGUCUCCAAUAAAUUAAUGGUCUUGCAGAUCUAUAUCGCAAAUCAACGUAUAUUUACGGGCAACGUUUAAACUCAAAUAAGAGCGGGACACAUAUUCGGUUUUCUUACAGAACACAUUAAAAAUAGCUGACAGAACUGAGAGGAUGGCAGCUAGCUGGUGAAGAUUCAUAGCUCGAGAAAACCUUGAGCUUGAGGACGCGUAAAAGACGACGCAACACGAAGGCUCACAACCAGCAACAUUACCAGUAACCUAGGUGGUGGCUGGUUGUGAGCCUUCGGCUGCAUUCCAAUACCCCAGUUAGUUGACUGCCUAGCGGUCUAACCGGAAGUGCCGCCAUGUUAAGUCUCGUUCCAAAUCUCGCCAAGUCCGCUAUUCAGUCGGCUACCGCCUAGUGCGCAUCGAUGCAGUCUAGUUAUACGCCUGACCAUCUGACAGCCGGGAUGGCUGAGAGCGGGAAACGCUAGUACCUGCUGCGCUUGCGCCGUACGCAUUUCUUGCGUGAGCAACGAGAUGGCGCCGCAGGCGCCUCGGCUAGACAAGCCUGUUCCAAUAGUGACAAGCAAAGGGGUCUACUCAGCUGCCUAGUCAGGCGAAUUCGCGGGCGCGAGGUAUUGGAACGCAGCCUUCGUGUUGGGUCAUGUUGUCCUCGUGCUCAAGGUUUUUACACACACCAAAAAUAACACAAGGUUGUGUUUCCGGAGAAGCUGUAACGAUGUGUUAACCCUUCAAGAACAGUAUUUCUUUUUAAAUUUGACGAGUCGUUCCCAGGUUCUGAAUAUGUUGGAACGCAAAAAAUUGACAGCUGUAGAAUCAAAGCAAUACAAAGGGACAAAGGAAUGAAUGUGGAACAUGUAGAUGAGUCUCUUUUAUUGCUCCGUGUAUUUACUACGGUUUGCCUAAACUGUAUUGAAUAAUAAUAUUAUUACCCUGUUACCUACCAUUCUGGCAGGCACAUAUAGCACGGAACAGUCAGUGUACAUCGCCCCUGUCGAAUAUGUUGUAUUUUAAUGGGGGCUGGACUUUGUCAGGUGUCGCAUUAUCUCUCCUUCGCGGAACAACCAUCAUCGUGUUUUGUUCCCGUGCCACAUUUCACGUAGAAACUAGGUGUCGCUCCGAUAUUCAGUUUUAGCCAACCAAGUGAAUCUGGGAGUAUGGUAUUACAGUCUUUAAAAAAGGAAAAAAAUCACUGAGCAUGCAACAUCUCGAUAACUUUAAUAUGGCUCAAAAGUUUUCGUGCAGCAUCUGCAUUGAAUAAGUGCAGAUCCUUCCCGAAAACUCGGUUUUUUUUUAGUUUUUUUUUACUUUUGUAUCCCCUCUAUAGCAAGACUAUGCUUUCCUUUGUUUGUGAACUUAUUACCGUUUUACUACAGGCCAAACAUUUUGAAGCAGCAGAUCCGACCCCGUCGGUAAACACCCCCGUUAUCUUUCUAUUCCUUUGUAAUCUAAUCUAAUCUGUUUCGGAGGCUUUUUUUUUCUUUUUUACAAUGCGAUGCAUGACGUUCUUAUGUAUUGGAACAACAUCAAUCCUGACAUGAUGCCAUAAUCUGUCUGUCUGUAUUUCAGCUGUUUCAACAAACGCUUUCAUGUGCUAAGGCAUGGAUCCCCGCCCUUCAACUUUCACGAGCCGCCGUGUGACGUUUGCAGUGCGCCAACUAAAAGUAACGAUAACACUUGCCAUGCGCGAGACCGAGUUCGAUAUUAGGGUCAUGGUGCAUAUUAGCGUAUUGGCUGCUCCUGGCACCAGUUACAAGGGGCACCUGGCACCAGUUACGCGCUGCAAAACUAGUUUGAGUUCACACUGGUGCACAAGACACAUAAAAACAACAAUACAACAACAUUAUUGUAAAAUAAAAUCCAUGUUGUUAAGAAAAGUAGCAUUACAGCGAAGUUGUUGGCUAACAAGCAAAAAUGCAGAGUAACGAGGCAUGUUAAAACUGUCGCAUUGGUAAUGUUGGGGAGCAUAGUACGCAUGUGUGAUUAGGAAGCGGGCGCUGACGUAAGGCUUCGAAGUCACGAGCACAUUUGAGCUAAAUUAGGUUCAAUGUCUGCAUCUACCAUUCACCUAGAGUUCUAGCACACUGGUGUUCUCAAUUUUAGAGCACAUUUUGAGUAGGUACCACUUCUGAGCUGCGUCAAAAUCCUGGCUGUUCCUGACAAGGUCGAGCUCGAGGUAUUUAUCGCUAGAGCACCAGUUGAAGUGCAAAGGUAAAGACAGAUUUUCCCCAAAGAGGUUACUAUUUGUAAAUGUAACAAAUACAGUUGUGGUAAUUUUAUUUUUUUUUUUUCAUGGGAACCAUGAUUUUAUGUGAAAGUAUUCUGAAGUGAAACACACACCGUUGAUAUACGUAGGCUACGCGAACUGAGGUGCCAUGAAGAGGCGAAGACUCGCAAGUAAUGUGCUGUGUGUGGUGUCGACAAAGCUGUGGUCACUGAUGUUGAAAUUGUUAUGUUUGUUAAAGGAAUUUUCGUCGCGUCACUAUGUCAUAAUAUAUUGCGGUAUGUUUUCUUGGUAGAAACAAUAACUUUGUGUAGGUGUCAGAUGUCUAUGUCAGUCCUGCGUGUUACCAAGAAAAAUAAUGUUUUAUAGAACAAUGGGUGUUAUUUAUAUAUCAGUGUAUGGUGCCUACAUGUAUGACCAUUUGUAACUUAUGCCCUAAUUUAUUAUACACUAUUUAUUUUUAUGGCUGUUAACAUUUCCGAGCCAGGUAGUCGGCCUGCAUUGAAGGAUACGUGUCGGUGAAUUGUCAUGAGCUACAUAAAUGGCAAAUAAGCAUUACUUCAGAGUGUUCCUGUUUCAUCAAAAAAUAAUAAAUGGUCCUUCUAUGACAUAUAUAAAAGCAAAAUCCCUCAUCUCCUGUAGGGUCAGAACCAGAAUAUUUUUUUACUCUGUUCUAGGUGAAUGUAAAAAGACAGCAAGAAAAUUGACAUCUUUCAUAAAUGGUACUCUACCAUAAAAGGCUCUCAGGCAAACACUGCAUGGUGCACAGGCGCACAAUAAGAAUGAAAGCUGCAUGACAUUGCCUUCAGAUUGUUCUGUAUAGUAUGUCUUCUGCAAAAGCUUCAACAUUUAGCUUUCAAUUUGGUAAUGUGAAGGCCCACUUUGGACAGUGGCAACUGCAUAGGCUGAUAGCCUAAUCUUUCUUCCGUCAUAAAUAUAGGAGCAAAGCAUUUUUCCCACACCAUUUAAAAACCAUACAUGUGUCACAUAAAUGCUUCAUAACAGAAAACCAAACACACAUAGUAGAUAAACAGUUUUAUGUAACAUUAUAAUGUUAAUAUCAAAAUAAUAUUAUCAAGUAGAUAAAACAACCCAGUUUUUGGGAACCCUCAGCCUUUUCUCGCCUUUGAAUCCCAGAUUAGUAAUUGUCGGAUUUGUCACUACGCAGUAACUUGUCAUCCCGUCUUUAUGCACACCAAAGACAGCUACCGCGGAUAUGUAUUCUGUUCCUGAUCCAAGAGAGAUGGAGCAGCGCCAUGGGUGCCGUCACAGGAGAUGAAAGGCAGGGGACGGGCGUUGCCCCCCCUCCCACACCUGGCUUCCAGAGGCGUAGGGAUUCUGAGCUAAGAAAAUGUAAAUGUAAUGUAAGAAAAUGUCCCUUGUCUCUGGUCGUGUUUCCUUUUGUAGCUAAGAAAAUGUAGUUGCAGGCUCAAAAAUUUUGCCAGAAUGCCAAACAUUCUGCCCUGACCCCGCUGGAAAAUAUCCUGGCGCGCCCAUGAUCAGCACAUUUCUGGGACAAUGAAGUAGAACUACCCUUAAAGUUAAGAAUGUGUACUUCAAAAACAGUGCAGCAGCACUGAGGUAGAAUUACCCUUGACGUUAUGUAUGUGCAUCUCAAAACCGGUGCAGGAGCACUUAGUCCUCAUUUUGUAAUCGCCAUGUUAAGACAGGGACGGGUGCAAAUAACAAUGUAUAAUGUGCCAUAUGCCCUCAAACAAGUUGAAAUAUUUUUGUGAAACCACAUAUGAAAAAAUAUGUCUGAAUACAAACUUCCAAACCGUGA